This is a messenger RNA of Triticum aestivum (bread wheat), 2175 nucleotides long. RefSeq names its product rab GTPase-activating protein 22. The coding region runs from base 210 to 1775 and encodes 521 amino acids. The record is from RefSeq and is a predicted model, not a curated record. Gene Ontology annotation, molecular function: GTPase activator activity. The transcript is spliced from 5 exons. Lineage: Eukaryota; Viridiplantae; Streptophyta; Magnoliopsida; Poales; Poaceae. Gene Ontology annotation, biological process: activation of GTPase activity.
UCGAAAUUGUGAGACGGGACAGCGAGAAUUGCAGAGAGAGAGAGAGAGAGAGAGAGGGAAAAAAAAGGAAGAGGAAAAAGGAGAAACCCGGAGGCCGGAAUCCCAAUCGAUCGAAGGAAGCAGAGCUGGGGGAUCGCGGCGGCGGCGGCGGCCGGCGGGGGGAGAACCGGAGCGGAGCCGUGGAGCGAUCAGGGGGGCAUCUGCGCCCGAUGUGGGCGUGGGGCCUCGCCGAGCGCGCCGUCGCCGGUCUCCUCGGCCCCGCCGGCGCGAAUGGCGGUCGCUGGAACACCGCCGUCGCCGUCGGGGUCACGGCCGCGGCCGGCAUCGCGCUAGUCGCCAUCGUCAUCUCCUCCCGCAGGGGCGGGAUCAAAUCGCCGUGGCGGCGGCGGAGGAAGCCCGCGCUUGGGCCCAAGGAAUGGCGCAGCUUGUUCACGCCGGAGGGGAAGUUUUACGAUGGGGGCGUGAAGCUACUGAAGAGAGUUCGGAACGGAGGGGUUGAACCGAGCAUCAGAGCAGAGGUCUGGCCGUUCCUUCUGGGAGUUUAUAGCCUGAAUAGUUCAGAAGCUGAAAGGGAAGCAAUUAAGGCCCAUAACAGGAAGGGAUAUCUGCUCUUGAGGAAACAUUGCCUGCGAAAAAACAAUAAAGAAAGCGUGGAUGAUCAUAUCACGAGUGAGGAAGAAAAUCCUUGUGUCAUUUCAGAGCAAGAAAUGCAGGAUAAGACAGGUAAAGCAAUUCCAGAGAAUCAGGCGGAUGAAAGCCUCUGUUCAUCUAGUUCACGUGAUGAAGAUGAGAGUGAGAAAAGUGAUGUGACUGAUGUGGAAGCAUCCCGUGAUGAUGUCGCCUCUGUGGACCAGUCUUCAGUUGAGGAUGAAGAAGAAAGUAUGCCCCUGCCCAAAUAUUCAAACACAGGAGGAAAUAUAGAAACUGAAACUAAGCUAUCUAAGGAUGCCCGUCCUGUGAAGUCUGCACGGACAGUUGAGGAUUUUGAGACAUGGCAGCGGAUAAUUCGUUUGGAUGCAGUUCGUGCGAAUAAUGAAUGGGUUUCCUACUCUCCAUCGCAAGCUGCGGUUACCAGGGAGAAGGCAAUUGAAUCUGCUUCAGCUGUUUGUCUCAAAGACUAUGAGCACUUGGAAGCACACAGGAUCCAUCAUGCGUCACGUCUUGUUGCAAUACUUGAGGCGUACGCAACCUAUGACCCAGAAAUCGGUUAUUGCCAGGGCAUGAGUGACCUCCUUGCACCUCUCCUUGCUGUGCUGGAGGAAGACGAUGAAGCCUUCUGGUGCUUUGCCGGUUUCAUGAGGAAAGCCCGCCACAACUUCAGACUCGACGAAGUGGGUAUUCGCAGGCAACUCAACAUGGUCUCCAAGAUAAUAAAAACCAAGGACUUCCAUCUUUACAGGCACUUGGAGAUGCUUGAAGCUGCAGACUGCUUCUUCGUCUAUAGAAUGGUGGUUGUGAUGUUCCGGAGGGAGCUCACCUUCGAGCAGACCCUCAGCCUGUGGGAGGCGAUGUGGGCAGAUCAGGCAGCAAGGCGGGCUGGGAUCACAACAUCAUCCUGGAGAAAACUUCAGCUUGGAGCCCCUCCAACUGAUGACCUGCUGCUGUAUGCAAUUGCAGCCAGUGUACUGGAGAAGAGGAAAUUGAUAAUAGAGAGCUAUAGCAGCAUGGAUGAGAUCAUUAGGGACUGUAACAGCAUGGCCGGGCAGCUGGACAUUUGGAAGCUCCUGGACGACGCCCAUGAUUUAGUGGUGACCGUACAAGACAGGAUCGAGUAGCCGGGAUCUGCCCAUGCUUAUAUUUGUAUGAUUGGUCCUGGCAGUUAUCACGUUAUCAUAUGUCUGUUAUAUACAAUAUCUUGUAUGAGGUUAUGGACAGAAACAUUUCUGGUCUUGUUUUCUGGUGUGCCCUCUCUCUGCAUGUGACUGUUGCACAGAGCAGAUUUGUGGAUCUUGUCAUCAGUUGCUACUUCUUGGACUGUGGAUGCUGGAUACAAUUUGGUCUUGCAGUGUAUUUGUAACUAGGAAAAAGCCUUGUGCCUGAAGGGUGGUGUGGAGGGAAAUAUAUCUCAAUGUCCUGAAAGACAUUUAGUUCAGCUAUUACUGCAGAGGGUGUAUUCAGGAAGGGAUUCUGCCUUCAUAAAAUAAACUUGGAAUUUCCGAUAAUCGAAUUGAUCAA